AGGCUGGAGGUUGCCCCUGGUAACAGCAUCCUCAGGUGGGUGGGUGGGUACCAGCCUCAGGCUCUUAACCCACCCUGUCCCGACCCCCUUUUGCUGGCAGCCAAUGGGAAAGCAUCCUGGGCUGCCAAUCAGGCCAACUGUCCAAUGGGGGCCCCCUAGAGGUGGGGCCACCCCUCCAGAGGAGCAGAGGCUCUGAGCUGCUGCGACUAGACGCAGAACAGGGAUCCUGGAACUGAACUAGCAACAGAUGGGGAAACCGAGGCACAAGGAAAGGCUGGGAUUUGCCUGUAAGGUCACAUAGCACAUCAGUGGCAGAGGCAGGAUCUGAGCGCAGUCAUCGUGAUCUGGGAGAGGACAUAAGCGGAGCCUGUCCCCUGUGUGUUCUCGAAGGCACUCGCCCUCCACCGGGGAGCCUGCAGGAUGGCAGCCAAUGGCACAGUGGGGCCUGAGUCGCAGGAGCUGCAGCGCCGCGUGGAUCAGAUCACAGAUGAGUCUCUGGAGAGCACCCGCCGGAUGCUGCAUAUGGUGGAAGAGAGCAAAGAUGCUGGGAUCCAGAUCUUGGUGAUGCUGGAUGAACAGGGAGAACAGCUGGACCGGAUUGACGAGGGGCUGGACCAGAUCAACCAGGACAUGAAGGAGGCGGAGAAGAACCUGACAGACAUGGCCAAGUGCUGCGGCCUCUGCGUCUGCCCCUGUGCCAAGCUGAAGAACAUCAAGGCCAGUGAGGCGUACAAGGCCGUCUGGGGCAACACCCAGGACGGGGUGGUCUCCACGCAGCCCUCGCGGGUGGCAGACGAAAGGGAGCAGAUGAUCAUGAGCGGCGACUACAUCCACAGAAUAACGAAUGACGCGCGGGAGGACGAGAUGGAGGAGAACCUGGUGCAGGUGGGGAGCAUCCUGGGCAACUUGAAGAGCAUGGCGCUGGACGUGGGCAACGAGAUCGACAUCCAGAACAAGCAGGUGGAGAAGCUCAUGGAGAAGGUCACCGUGAACGAAGAUCGCAUCCAGGAAGCCAACACCCGGGCCAAGAAGAUUCUAAAAAAUGCCUGAGACGCCGCGCCACGUGCUCUCCCGCUUCGCUGCCCCCCAACCCCGGCUCCCGGUCGCAGCUGUCCGUCCGUCCGUCCCUGCUGUCCAACCUGCCCUGGAGUGUCUGGCGCCGUGUGUUAGGUGGAGCCUCGGCUGUUCGGGGGCGAGCGUAGCGUGUGCGCACUGCCAUUGCACUUAGCGGAUAACAGCCUUGCUAUUGCAGCUAGCUAGGGGAGCUCCUCCUGUAGCUCCAGUGGGAGAGGGUUGUCCCUGGGUGCUGAAGGUUGUAGGUUCAGUCACAGCUGGGAGGGUGGAGUAUGCUACAGACACAGUGGCUCCAUGUGUUGUGGGGGGAAGGGAUCUUUAUAUCCUAUUGAGGGUACACAUGUGAAACCCCCCCACACACACACACUGUAGGAAAGGCAGACCCCUGUGCAUCAUGCCCCAAUGCAGAGACUCAGAAGGAGGAAUCUGCCCUGAACUUUCUCCCAGUCAGGGGCUGCUCCAGGCCCCAGCACCUGCGGGAGGUCCACCGGAGCUGCCUGCCGCCCUCCCGGCGACUGGCAGAGCGCCCCCCGCGGCAUGCCGCCCCAAGCACGCGCUUGGCGUGCUGGGGCCUGGAGCCGCCCCUGCCCCUACCCCUGAGGCUCCUCCCCCUGGCUGAGAUGGGUUUUCCCAGGGACAGAUAAUGAGUGCUGGGGGAGGGCCAGUCAGAUGUGGGAUUGGGCAGGACUCUGCCAUUGGGAGAGAAAUGGGGGUAGGGGAGGGGGUGAGAGGGAGACAGGGAUUUUCUUGUGCGUUAUCCCAGCCAACUUUGGGUUCUGAGCAGCCUAGGAUUUUAGGAAGCGCGUUAACCUGUGGAACUCCACACCACAGAUAUUAAUAAUCCAUAGAUCUCAAAGCACUUUACAAAGGGGAGUGAUGGUGUCAGUAUCACUAUCUCCAUUUUACAGAUGGGGAAACUGAGGCAUAGAGAAGGGAAGUGACUUGCCCAGGCUCACCCAGCAGGCCAGUGGCAGAGCUGGGAAUAGAUCCCAGGUCUCCCCAGUCCCACUCCAGUGCUCUAUCCACUAGGCCAUGCUGUUCUGAAGAAAGCCCAUCUAUCAACUGACACAAAUGCUUCAGUGGCUAAAUGAAGCCAAACAGGAUUGAUGGGACAGCUGAAUCAGAGAGGGGUCAGGCUAGAGACUUGCCUGGUUCAAUUCUCCACUCCAUCCUUCCCUGUUAACCUGUGGAACCCCCCACCACUGAGUACUCGCAAAUAUUUCAUUAACUAACUGACGAGAAACAGGAGUAAUGGGAGAGAUGAAUCAGAGAAUGGGGACCUCAGAGAUUUCCCUGGUUCAGUUCCCCCUCCAUCCUUUCCUGGUAACCUGCGGAACUCCCCACCACAGGAUAUUCCCGAAGCAAACAUUUCAUGAACUAAAUGAAGGGAACUAGGACUGAUGGGACGGCUGGAUUGGGGAGGUGGGGCGCGUGCCGAUGACUCCCUGGGUUCUAUCCCUCUCUGUGUGUGUGUGUUUGGUUUUCAAACGUAUCUGUCACUGUGACACCGAAGCCCCUGUCUGUGUGAGGGGCCCCUCUUUAUUUUUAUCCGUGAUGUAAGCGAGGUGAUUUUUUUUUUCCA
Molecule: messenger RNA, 2656 nt
Organism: Mauremys reevesii (Reeves's turtle)
Lineage: Eukaryota; Metazoa; Chordata; Testudines; Geoemydidae
Product: synaptosomal-associated protein 25-like
Exons: 9
Coding region: 421-1050 (209 amino acids)
Biological process (GO): synaptic vesicle fusion to presynaptic active zone membrane; exocytosis; synaptic vesicle priming
Cellular component (GO): SNARE complex; plasma membrane
Molecular function (GO): syntaxin-1 binding; voltage-gated potassium channel activity; SNAP receptor activity
Source: RefSeq, a predicted model, not a curated record